AUGUCUACCGAUUCAUCGUAUACUUGUUUAUCUGCUGACUCCCUAUCCAAAGUUGGUGGAAUUGGGAAACGAGGCCCGGGUUUAACCUUUGUUGUGGCUACCGCCGUUGAAGCGCGUGGUCAGAUCACCCCAGAAGAUGCUGGUAUUUGGAGUGAUGACCAUAUCGAAUCAUGGAAGCAACUCACGACAUUCGCGCACUCUCAGAAUCAGAAUAUUGGUAUCCAGCUGGCUCAUGCAGGCCGCAAAGCCUCUUGUGUAGCUCCCUUCAUCGACUUUACUGCAGCAGUUGGUGGUUGGCCAGACGACGUAGUGGGCCCCUCGUCCGACCCUUGGUCUGCUACUUAUUGUACACCACGAUCGCUCACCAUCCCAGAGAUCAAGGACGUCGUGAUACCUUACCCUCCUCAAUCAAUCCAUCUUUAUGGCUCUUGCAAGAUAAAUGCGCUCACUCGCGCACAUUGGACCAAGUUUAAAGGCAUUGAUUCUGAAUGCGUCGCGGCUUCAGAUACAUAUAAGCUAGCUACCGACUCGCAAUCGGCAUGUUUGUAG
Marasmius oreades (fairy-ring Marasmius) is the source of this 549-nucleotide messenger RNA. RefSeq lists its product as uncharacterized. Gene Ontology annotation, cellular component: intracellular anatomical structure. NCBI's taxonomy places the organism in Eukaryota, Fungi, Basidiomycota, Agaricomycetes, Agaricales, Marasmiaceae. Bases 1 to 549 code for a protein of 182 amino acids. Gene Ontology annotation, molecular function: FMN binding; NADP binding; NADPH dehydrogenase activity. The transcript is spliced from 3 exons. The record is from RefSeq and is a predicted model, not a curated record.